CCCCUGAAUGGCACACGUGUACGUUUCGCGGCAAAAAAGAUUUCGCGCGAAAAGCGGACCUGGAUCAGCUGGGAAGGCAACAACAGUCAUCACAACAACAACAAGGCAAUAGAAGAGCCCAGCGACCCACCGGGAGCUUUCCGCAGACGAGAUGGUGCACAGUUGAAGUUGAACUUUCGGGACGCUUUUAUCGCUCGAUUUUUUUUUAAACUGUACUUUAGUUGGACAGCUUCCCGCAUGCCCCAACAAACCGAGUGGGGGCUGGUGCUAAUAACUCCGCUAGCAUGCUAAUAUGUCCUUUACUGUAUGUUCUCAUAUAGGACGCCGUUUCUUAAUGGCCCCACUCAACAUACACUUAACAUAACUGAUUCAUUUUUUGGAGGGGGGCGGGAGGGGGAGUCGAAGACAAAGUGGAAUUAUCUUGUUAUUGUCGCACUGCGAUCUGGAGCACUCACGGAAAACCGCUGCAAAGUUAUGAUGCCUCAUCUCACUCCGGGCGUUGUUUUCUAAUCGCUGCCGUUCGAAAGACGUAAACGACGUUUUCGUGGCGGCGUUUGUGCACUUUUUUUUCGUGUCGAUCGCGCCCGUCGCUUGUCGACGGGGCCUGGUGUCGUGCUGACAACCGCAGUGGAAAACAAAAGGUUACCAUGCUAGCUCGCGAUCCAUCUGCUCUUUUGAUUGCCUCGGCCUCUUUGUUGUGCUUUCACACGACCUCCGGCUUGCCCACUUGAUACCUCUUCCCCACUAUUCUAUUCCGAAUACACAUUCCGUCCUGUUUCACUCGAAGUGAGGUCCGAGUAGGAUUACCAUUCAUGGGUGACGUACCCUCAUGAGGAACUUGUCACAAAAGUGUUACAAGUUGGUCGAGACCACUUGAAGGCAAACGAUCACGGGGUCUGUUAUUGACAGAUAAGGUUGAGCUUUUUAAGUGGACAACUUGUUGAGUCAAGCCGCAUCCCGUUGUGACAUAGCAGAACUCUGCCAUGUCAGAGACCCUGAUAACAGGCCACUCGUCAGAUGAUCUAUUGGCUGACUUUGAGACUUUGCUCAACUCUGGAGGCGUCGCUCUGGGUCAGGACCACCAGAUUGUCAUCAUCACCAGUCCCAGCAACGAGGGACUCCACCCGGACAGCGCCCCUUCCAGCACGGGAGAAAUCUUGCUGUUUGCUACCCCACAAGGUCCUGCUGAUGUGGCCUUCCAUGACAACAGAAGGCCAAGCCUGGGGAGGCCAUCGGUUAAGCGGAAGUUGGACCUGGACAGCGACCAUCAGUAUGUUAGCACAACCCGGCCGUCUUCGGGCCACGCGCCUCCUUCCACGCCUGCCCCUCCCAGAAUUCCUCGGACUGUGACGGAAAAGUCUCGCUAUGACACCUCCUUGAAUUUGACAACCAAGCGUUUUCUGGACCUCCUGUCCCAGUCGGCCGACGGGGUGGUGGACCUGAACUGGGCCUCGCAAGUCCUUGAUGUCCAGAAGCGGCGCAUCUACGACAUUACCAACGUUCUGGAAGGGAUCCAGCUCAUUUCUAAAAAGUCCAAGAACCACAUCCAGUGGCUCGGGAACCGCGUUGACGGGGCGUCGGUCGCCCUCCAUCAGCAGUUGCGGAAGGAGGUGUGCGACCUCAGCGCGGCGGAGGAGCAGCUGGACAAGCUCAUCUCCAAAUGCAAUCUGCAGCUCACGCUGCUCACCGAGGAGCCUCAGAGCAAGCGGUUGGGCUUUGUGCACUGCCAGGACCUGAGGACGUCGUUUAAUACGCCGGACCAAUUAGUCAUGGUCAUCCGAGCUCCCCCGGAGACCCAGAUGCAAGUUUUAAACCCCAGCGAGGGUUACCAGGUGUCGCUGAAGAGCACGCGGGGUCCCAUCGACGUCUUCCUCUGCCCGGACGAUAGCUCUGGGGUUUGCAGCCCCAUGACAGGAAGUAGUCCCACGAAAACCGGUGCCGACAUGCCGGCGUAUACGCGAGGCGGCCGGUCGACACCCGGUAAAGACAGGAGCUUGGCAGCGGCUUUGGAUCUGGCUUUGUCAUCUCCGGCGUCCACGUCGUCCAUAGUGACGGCAGCGUCUCAGCCAGAAUCCUCCUCACUCAUGCUAAAUGGCGAAACAGAAUCCCUCAUGGGCACCGACCCCUUCUCAGGCCUCGGGGACAUGGGUGACUUUGACUUCUCCACGGACUUUCUCCACGGAGAGAGCCUCCCUCUCCCGUUGGAUGGUUUCAUCAACUUGUCUCCUCCUCACAGUCCCGACUACCACUUCGGCCUAGAGGACGACUUUGGCGUCACCGAACUGUUUGACUGUGACUUUGGUGACCUGUCACAAGUUUUGGAGGAGAGUUAGACGUGGGGCCGGAGGUCAAUGCACAUAACUUUCUGUUCUGGAAAAAUUGAGACUACGGUGCAGAAUCUUCGGAAGUUUCGCCUUUAGAUUUGUCCAGGAUGCGAGGGCUUCGCCAUCUUGAAACUUUAAAACACAGUGCAGUAAAUUUUAAAGGAACUUUUCGGUAUAUUAAAAUGUCAUUAUGGGUGUGAUGCCUGACUGUUAAAAAAAUAUUAUAAAGCUAUAACUUAAAUUUUACAAGAUUACCGUUCUCGUCACUACUCCAAACCCCCCUCACCCCUAAUCGUAAUGGCUAGUUUUCCUUCGCGUUAAAAUAGGACAGUGGAACCUCAAUAAAACAAACUGAUAUAAAUAGUAGUCAACGGACGGGCAUGAUGGAACGAUUUGUCUAACAACCGUUUACAUUUUGUCAAUUAAAAUCCUGUUGAGAAAGUGUUUAUUUAGUUCUGUAAUAAGUCUGUGUUGUUUACUGGCACUGUAGCGCAGUAUGGGCAGGGAACGGGACUGACGUAUUUCCACCUCACAGAUAAACAAUUUUACAAUUCAGAAAAUCACCCCGAAAUUGUACAGCACUUCCCUAAUUGGAAUUUAAGCUUAAAUUAUUUAUGUAUUUGUAUAUAAAUGUGUAUUUUUUGGGGGUGGGGUUUAAGUGCAGGUGAUGUGUUGAAUGGCAUGCGCAAGUGACUUGUGAGUUUGGAUUCAAAGUGGGCGUAGUAGAGCUUGCCUGGUCAUAUCUGGCUCCAGUUGGCUUCCUGUGAGACAUUUACGUGCAAAACUGCCAAAUGAUUUGCGUCUAAAUCACUGGAAUCCUUGAAUAUACGUGUUGAUAGGUGCGUGGAUGAUCGCUGGUGUAGCCAUACAGUAUAUUGUAUUUUGGUGUUUUAGCAUCACCCUGCCCCAGCUCAAUCUUCACCGUUUAAAGUACAGUAGAUGCAUUCCAUGGGAACAGUGCAGGUUAAAUCUAGCUGGUUGAGCAAUGGGUGGAUGGUCCCAGAAGGUCUUUUUUUUUUUUGGUUUGUUUUCCAGAAACAGGACUUGUCCUGUUGUUCCUAAGUGCACUUACACAUGUCAAUUCAUGUUGAUGCCUUAAAUCAUUGAUGUUACAGCUUCCAGGGAUGUCUUAUCUGGACCCCAAUGAUCAAUACUCACAUGGUGGUUUCUGUUUCCUACACGUAGGUGUAACCUGAUACAUUUUGUCAGGAGUCGACAGCAAUGCCAAUUUUUUUUUUUUUACUCGGCCUAUGGUCGCCAUGAAAAUUGUUGCUCCUUUAUGGCUAACAAUUUCUGCAUCAAAACAGUGCAGAGUCUAAGGGGGUUUGUGUGUGAUGAAAAUAAGUUUUUUAUUUGCAGUGUUAAAUUUUCUAUUUAUUUAAUUGGCGUGUAGAGAAAGUGGUACAGGACUAGCUGCAAGGAAGGGACUUUUUGAAUGAACCAAGCAAAUGAUUCGUGUAUUUUUGUAUAUUAGCUUUAGCGUAUUUAAUUUUGUAAAUCUGCUCGGGGCUGGCAAAAGCGUGCUCCAAUGUCGAAUUUUGACUUUCUCUGUCACUUGCAUCACGUUGUUAUUGUAUGUUAUCGAUUUGAUAAACAUCUCCAUUGCAUAUGUAAGAUGUUUCCUCUAAUGCCUCUAAUUGUCAUUAUAAAAUUAAUAAAUCAAGGGGUAUUUUAUUUCCCCCUCAUUGAGUUUACCCAAGUAUGAUGAAGAUUAUCGGUUGUUAAUAUUGGGGAUACCCACGAGCAAGCGUGUAUUUUUUUUUUUUUUUUUUUAACGUGUCAAGAGCAACCAAAUCACUUUUUAUUGUCUGUUGUUUUGUUUGGAAUGUUAAAAUUUUGCAUUGGUAGUGGUGAUUGAGUGCCUGCAUCUUAGUUGAAAUUGUUGGUCCAAAAUUUUUUUAAACUCAUUUUAAAUGUGCUAAAAAUAGCUGAUUUGGAAAAUAACUUAUAUUCUGGCGGGGUAAAAAAAAGUUUUUUAAAUAUGUGAACUUAUUUAUAGCUCAAUAAUUGUCUCAGCUCCAACCCUGGUUUAAAGUGCUUUGAAGGGAAUCCUUUUAAAUAUUCUGUCAAAUGUCAUCUUGAAAUGCCAAUUUUUUUUCAGGCUUCAGUUUUGUUUGUUUGUUCAUAAAACUGGAUCUUAUUUGUGAAUUUUGGACACUUUCUGC
Messenger RNA from Syngnathoides biaculeatus (alligator pipefish), 4489 nucleotides. It is a transcript of the gene e2f1, whose product is annotated as E2F transcription factor 1. Lineage: Eukaryota; Metazoa; Chordata; Actinopteri; Syngnathiformes; Syngnathidae. Gene Ontology annotation, biological process: G1/S transition of mitotic cell cycle; regulation of transcription by RNA polymerase II. The record is from RefSeq and is a predicted model, not a curated record. Gene Ontology annotation, molecular function: RNA polymerase II cis-regulatory region sequence-specific DNA binding; DNA-binding transcription factor activity, RNA polymerase II-specific; protein dimerization activity. The transcript is spliced from 7 exons. Gene Ontology annotation, cellular component: Rb-E2F complex. The coding region runs from base 984 to 2333 and encodes 449 amino acids.